ACUAGUAAUGAAAAAAAUAGUCGUAAAAUCGUUAAUGUCAGAAAAUUUAAGACGGUAAUCCAGCAUGAUUCAUGGCUAGAAAAAGCACUGAAUAUGAGGAUUUAGUUCAUCUCUCUCUUUCUCUCUCCUCUCUGCAGCUCAUUGAAAACCCAAAACUCCAUUUUUAUUCUCUGAGCCACCGACCAAUUUACAGUACAAAAUUAAAAAAACAAAGGAAGAGUCCCAGAUCAAAUAUAAAGUAAAAGCUGAGCCAUUUUGAUGAUGAUAGGAAGCUGUACAAAAAGGCUGUAAAGCUAAAACCCCAUUCUUCGAUACUUGAAUCAUCUUCCAACUUUUCAAAAUCUACAAAACACAUCCACAUUCAUUCUUUUCUUCUCCUCCUUACUUGGCCUUUGCUUCCAUCUUUCUCACUCCAACGGCGUCUUCUUCCUCAGAUUAACAAACACGAGUCGCUGCUCGCACCAGUUUGGAGUCGCUGCCGCUCUACCUAUCGCCUGGUGGUUGCUGCACUGCACGUCACUUUCCCUGUCGAGUGCUGCCUGGAACUCUCGAGUUACUAAGUCAAUUUGGAGUUUAACCGCAUUUAAUCAUAAUACUACAAAAGCUCAUUUUCAGGGGCUGUGAAAAGAGCAAAUACCAAUGGCGGAAGUAAAGCAACAAAAUGGGUUAUUUUCUCUUUCCACCAAGAAGAAACCCCCGAGUUUCAGUAACAAUGGUGUUAGUUCUUCUUCGUUCAAACACAUAUACGAUGAUGUUUUUGCUUCUCCGGUUCAAAGUAAGCUGGAAUCCUCAAUUUCUUUCAUGGAUGAUGAUUAUGCUGAAAUUUUCGGGUCCUCGAAAUCAAACAAUGGUUGUUGGAAUAUCCCAUAUUCAUCGAUUCCGAUCCUUGACCUUCCUCCAAAAGAAAAAGGGGUUGAUAAUAGAAGAGGAGGAGAGAGGAUGGAUUAUGGUGGGGUUUUUGGAGUUGUUAAUGGUGACUCUUUUGGUCUGUCUGAUGGUGAGGAGUUAUUUGAUCAAUUGAAGAAGAAAGUGAAGACUUCAUCACCUCCUAAUUUGCCAAGGAGCCGAGAACAAACGACGGAAGCUUCCAGCAUAGAGAUUUCUAGCCAAUCUUUUGACGGGCAUUCACCAACAAAUGGGUUUUCUCAAUCUAGCAAUAACAAACAGUUUGAGCCUGGGAACAAUAAAGUGACAGUGAACACUACUGGUGGGCCAAGAAAAGCAGCUCAUGUCCGUGCUUAUUCAUUACAUGAAGUUAGUGCUGCUAAGAAGACUGUGCCUGAUCAAACACCUGUGACCAAAGAUGAUAGGCUAGACGCAGGCUCCAAUCUCGAGAAGAAGCAAGGAAAGCAUGCCAGGCAUGCUAGUUUGGUUCUUGAUGCUAACAAACAGAAUAGUAACUGUGAUGCUGCCCUUCAGAAAGUAUCUGUCAUGAGUGGGACUAUCUUGGUUGAUACAUCAGAAGGCACAUGCCAAAGCAGUAGUGCAGCAACAAAUGAAUUAUGCCAGUCAUUUGGCAACACAAAGCAUUCCAAGUAUGAUAUGAAUGAAAUGAGCUUUAACAGGACUAUCGAGGCAACAAAGGCAGCUGAUGUUGAACCAAUUCAUGAAGCCAAUCGUACAUUGCAUGAACUUGGUCCAACUCAAAAUACCCUGUCUAGUAGAGCAUCUGUCUUCAACGAUGCGACAAAACCUGGCAUAGAUGUUAAUCUGGGGAAGGAGCAGAGAAAGCAUCCACAUACUACUAGCUUGGAUCUUGGUGCUAACACACAAAGUGAUGAGUAUGAUCCUAACUUUCCGAAAGCAUGUGGGUUGACUGAGUCAACUUCAGUUAAUUCCAUUCAGAGAACAUGUCAAGCAACUUUUGUAGCAGGGCCAUCUAAUGUGGUGAAGGAUGAUGCUGAGAUUUCUAUUGGUUACGAUGAGGUAAAAAAGACCGGAAGACAUUCCAGGAUGACCAGUUUAGAUCUCGGUGAUCAUAAACAUUCCCGUAAGCGUGAUGAUGGGCUAAAGAGAAAACCUCGUAUUGGUGGUUCAUAUUCAUUUGAUGCCUCACAUGAUCAUUGUGCUGCUCGUGUUAAAGUUCAGCCCUAUAAAAUGGAUCUAUCAUCAAGUCUGCCUCGAUUCCUUGCUGAUGAGUUAGAUGUAAAUUCAGCUGCUGCAGUUUCUGCAGCUGCCUUGCAGAGGGCAAUUGAGGAGGCUGAAAUGAGAAUUCGUUUUGCAAAGGCAUUCUUGGAGCGCGAGGCUCAAGGCUCUAGUAACUUGAGGUUUAAGGAUACUUUGAAAGUGAAUGUAGCAAAGCAGAAUGUACUAGCGAAUGAGAUAGACAAAUCCAAAGAAACUAAGGUGCAUGAAUGUUCUCCACCAAUAGGCAGUGAAAUUAAAGCUAGUAACUUUAGGCUUAAUGAUACUUUGAAGGUAAAACUAGCAAAGCAGAAUGUACUAGUGAAUGAGAUAGACAAAUUUAAACAAACGAAGGUGAAUGAAUGUUCUCCACCAAUAAACAGUGAAAUGAAACCUUGUUCUCCUAUAGAAAGAAACAGUGUGGUAGAAACUGGUCAAGAGGCCCCAGUUGAUGAAGACCAAAUGAAGUUUGUCACGGACGGCGAAAUCUAUGAACGGAACAGUGACAAUGCCUCAAACUCGAUGAGAGGGGAUGACAAGUGUGAAGAAGUAGAGUGGGAAGCGGCAAAGCACUUCAAUCAACUUUUAAGUGGAGUUAAGAAUAAAUUAGCUAGCUUUAUGUCCUGGCAGACUGAGACUGAGAAGAAAGAGGAGUCAGAGGAAAUGGAAGCAAUAAUGAAGCUUCAGCAGCAAGCUGAAGAAGUUGAAAGUGAUGUGAAAUAUCAUGAGUUUUUUAAUGAGACAAGAACCGAAAAGAAUCAAGGCACUGCUACAAGUAGUGGCGAUAUGCAUGUGGUAAACAAAAUACAACUUGCAUCAGAGGUUGUGGAUCCAGAGGAAGAUGAACCAAUUAGGAGCUUUAAUGUGAAGCAGGACAAAUCUGGAAACGGAAUAAAAUUCAUUCCAUAUACUGAAGGACCUAUAUCAGCAAAUUUUCAAUUCUUUGCUUUUAGGAAUCAGAAAUUUACUGAUUCUCUUGAUCCAGAAGUAGAUGAGAAGAAGGGAGCCCAAGGAAGCAGAGAAUCUGAGAUUGAGAGUGGACAAGAGCAGGUGGUAAAUGAGGCGAACAAUGAAACCGUACCUUGCCAGAGUGAGAGGCAAGAUGAUAUGUUAACGAUUGACAUAGGUUCUUGUGAUGGAGAAAAUGAGAAGAUAGUUGAGGAGCCAUGUUCACUGGCUCGGCAUAAGAUGGUUGAGGAGCCUUGUUGUAUCCAGGCUGGGUAUGAAAGCAAUGAUGUCGUUCAUGAAGAGGACAAUGACAGAAAACCGAGUGAAGAUCUUCGAGAGGAGUCAGUAGACCACUCUCAUGAGUGUGAAAUCGUUAGAGAGAGAACUGAUGAUGGUGGUGAGAAUGCGGUAUUAAAGGAAGCUAGAAACCAGCAUGAGAAUGUGGAGACUGUAGAAGAAAUUGAUGUGGUGGGGGAAACGUGGAAGAAUUUUGAAGCCUCUGAGGAUGUAAAUAGAUGUAUGGUAAAUGAGAGGGUUCCAAAAGAAACCAAUCACAUUGAAGAGGUUUCUGGACAAACAUAUGAGUGGGAAGAUUGUUCAAUGACUUGGAAUCCAACUGAUCAAACAGUGGAAACUGCAUAUAAAGAGAUUGUGGAAGCAAACUGCAUCGCUUCAGAUGAAGAGGAAUGCAAAGAGAUGGAAGAUAUUAUUUCAAGCAACACCGGAGAAGGCUGUAAAGUUGUUGAGAAAAGUUCCAAGGAUGAAGAACUAGUAUCUCCCGAUGAAGAGAUUGAGAGAAUGGUGGACAUAGCUGAUAUUUCUUCUGAGCCUGAAAUGGAUGUAGAAUGUCCAGUGUUUGCUCAAGAGACAAGUGAGUUUGUUGCAGAACUGCAUCCUGCAUUAGCUCAAAAGGCAAGUGACUUGAUUGGGGCAGAGUCAGUGCUGUCAUCUGUCUUAGCUGAAAGUACCAUGGAACUCGGUGGGAAUGGGAUUAAGGAGGGUCUGAAUAGCACCGAUGGAAGCCUUCCACAAGAAUAUUUCUUUUCACCUGAUAGUAGAACUGAAAUUUCCUCUGAGAAUAGGAAGACUGAUCCGGAAGUGGUGAAAUCUGAAACUCAGGAUCAUUUGGAAAAUCAAACUGACCAUUUGCAUGAAUCUGGAGAGAACCUGCACAUAGAGGAGUUUGAUACAGAAAUUGACCAAGAUGCUGAGAGAUCUGGUGUUGAAGCAGUCCACAGGAGGAGAAGAUGGUUCGAUAACAGUGGGAGCAUCAUGACAGCUGAGCGGCCUAGUAUUCUGGAAGGUAACCAGAUUGAUCUGGAGAUAGAUCAGGAGGUUUUGGAUGAAUCUGAAUUAGCAGGAAGCGUAGAGAUCCAUGCUGAUAAACUAGACAACAGUGCUACAGAGGUUAGAACUGCUACAGAUGCUGAUACUUCUUCCAAUGGGGGCAGUAGCAGAAUUAAUGUUGAAACCACUCCGACGAGAAGAAAAUGGUUUGUCAAUAGAGGGGAAGAGGGAGUGCAUGAGCCUGUCUCUCUUUUUGAAGGUAUUAAAGUAGACUUGGAGGUGCCCCUUGAAAGCAUGAAUGAGUUGCUACUGCAUAAUAUCUCAAGCAACCGCAUUGAUAAGUUGGCUACAAAAUCUGAAGAAUCUUUGCAUACAGUGAAGUCUGAUGUUUUAAUUAACGAGGAACAAGGCAAGCAGAGUGGGGAAGCUGUUCCGAGAAGGAGAAGGUGGUUUGAGAGUGGAGAGAGAGUAGGAUCAGGUCAGAAAGUAAGAAUUAAUGAAGAUGUUGGGUUGACUGUGGAGGUUGAUCAGGAUACCAAAGCAAAGGAGGAUACAGAGAAACAUGGAAAAAUUGGUAGCAUGUCCAUUCCACCAGAGAAGGAUGCUGUACACAAUAAAAUGGAGCCAGUAAAGGAACUCCACAGUGACCUGGAUGAAUUGAACAGGAGGGAAAAGGAGAAAGAAAAAGAAAAACUAGCAGUUGAGAGGGCAAUCCGUGAAGCUCGAGAAAGGGCUUUUGCCGAAGCCAGGGGAAGGGCUAGAAGAGAUGCAGCAGAGAGACCAAAUGUGGAGGCACGUCCGAGAGUAGUUGCUGGAGUUCAAGAAAAGCUGGGGAAGGUUUCUUCUGAGGCAUUUUCCUCUAUCGACAAGGCCUCAAUGGAAGCAAAACUUAAAGCAGAGCGUGCUGCUGUUGAAAGAGCGACAGCCGAGGCUCGGGAGCGUGCUUUGCAAAAGGCUUUAACAGAGAAGGCUUCUCACAGAUCAAGAGAACAGGUCGGAAGAUCUUCUGAGAAGAAUUCGUCGCUGGAGCCAAAACAUCAGAGCUCAAGAAGUUCAGAUUCUUCAAAUAACAGCGAGAAAUUUGAUGGAGAUGAUGUGGAAUCAUCUCAGAGGCGUAAAGCCAGAUUGGAAAGGCAGAAGCGAACUGUGGAACGAGCAGCUAAUGCUCUUGAAGAGAAAAAUAUGCGUGAUCUUCUAGCUCAGAAGGAGGAAGCUGCAAAAAAUAUGCUGGCAGAUUCUCUGCAUGCUGAGGUCAAAAGGUGGUCCAGUGGAAAGGAAGGCAACCUGCGUUCUAUGCUUUCAACCCUUCAAUAUAUUCUGGGUCCUGAUAGUGGGUGGGAGCCAAUUUCCCUUAAUGAUUUGGUGGCAGCUACUGCGGUCAGAAAAGCCUAUAAGAAAGCCACUCUUUGUGUUCAUCCUGAUAAACUGCAACAACGAGGUGCAACCAUCCAGCAAAAGUACAUAUGUGAAAAGGUUUUCGAUCUUCUAAAGGAAGCUUGGAGCAAGUUCAACCCUGACGAGCGUUAAUGUAGGUCUGCGCUAGGUGUCUUGUACUCUUGGUACCUUCACAGUAGCAACUUCUAGAGAUUGUGAAUAUAAAAUUUGCUGUCCUGACAUUUGAUACUAUUGGUAAAUUGUAACAAGUACCCAAGGCCAUAUAUUUGGAACCAAGAUUCUCAAUCUCUCUGUACAUUUGGAGUCAAGAUUCUCAAUCUCUCUGGUUUCAGUGACCACAUGCUGGGUGGUAGUUGAUGGCAAUUGUUAGAGGGAUUGCACUGUUGGAAAGACAAUGGAGUGAGGAAUAAAUGACAUACAAAUCAAGAUGCUAUUCUCUCACAUUCCACCUCCCUUUCCGGUGUAAGGAUAAAAAGCCCUUCCACCUCUCAGCCAAAAGGGUGAAAACCAUAACCGUCGAGUUAUAUAUGCUUUGAGUCAAGGGAUUGGAUCUGAAGUCUGAACACUGGAAAAAUUGAUAUGGGAAAUGAAAGAUUCUUUUGCAGAAAGUUUGCUUCUAAAGAUGCUCAUUCUUUUUCAUAAAAUCUUACGCAUGGCGUAAAAUUUCUGGUAUGUGAAGGAUAUAUGUAAUUCACUUCUAACAUUAGUGAAAAUAAGUAUUAUAUAAGACCUGGAUGUAUGCAGAAACGGCUUAUAAAAAAUCAUUCGUUUCUUGAAGACCUUGAGGUUCUGACGUACCCUUUCCUUGGAGGCAUUGGGAGCUUGCCAAAUCGGUUUUUCAUGGCGUACUUCUUUAUUGCCUACUGGGGAAUCGUGAGGAAAAAGGAGUGCCCCCACUUCUUCAGGUUUCAUGUUGUGAUCGGAAUGUUGCUUGAGGUUGCAUUUCAGGUAGUUGGUACUGUAAGCCGUUGGAUGCCCUUUGUUGUAUACUGGGGUAAGUUUAGCAUGCACUUCUGGACAGUUGUGGCAUUUGGUUACCUACCUGUUCACGGUGCUGGAGUUUAUUAGACGGGCCCUUGCUGGGAUAUAUGCUUAUGUACCUUUUGUAUGUGACACUGCUUACAUCCAAAUUCCCUAUGAUUAAUACUUGUUCAGUAGAAGAUAUAUGUCGCGCAAAUGUGGAGCAUACUUAAGCAGCUUGUGCAGAGAAAACUUUGUGAAAGGGAUGAACAUCCAUCUGUUUGAGGUGUUAUAUUUAACUUCCUGCUUUUGCGCUGUCAGAUUUGAUUUUGUAGAAUGUGGAAAGGCUGUAAUGUUCUACCCAAAAUAGGGCCAUAUUGUAAGUAAAGUUAAAAACUGUGCAUAUAUAGAUUCACUGUUGGGUUUUACGCAUUUUGCUAGUGACGAUAUAUGUGAGUUGAGCACUUUGUGCAAAUGAAAUUGUAUUAAAUGCUCCGUAUUCUGGAUGUUUCUGUAGAUGGAUGAAGCAAGAUAAAUUCAAUAUUAUGCGCAUAUAUGAAAGUACAUUAAUCAUGACAUUGAAGAGGA
Beta vulgaris subsp. vulgaris (sugar beet) is the source of this 7302-nucleotide messenger RNA. RefSeq names its product auxilin-like protein 1. The coding region runs from base 640 to 5886 and encodes 1748 amino acids. The transcript is spliced from 12 exons. Gene Ontology annotation, molecular function: clathrin binding. Gene Ontology annotation, biological process: clathrin-dependent endocytosis; clathrin coat disassembly. The record is from RefSeq and is a predicted model, not a curated record. NCBI's taxonomy places the organism in Eukaryota, Viridiplantae, Streptophyta, Magnoliopsida, Caryophyllales, Amaranthaceae. Gene Ontology annotation, cellular component: intracellular membrane-bounded organelle; vesicle; cytoplasm.